Molecule: messenger RNA, 3955 nt
Organism: Oxyura jamaicensis (ruddy duck)
Lineage: Eukaryota; Metazoa; Chordata; Aves; Anseriformes; Anatidae
Gene: PREPL
Product: prolyl endopeptidase like
Exons: 15
Coding region: 668-2935 (755 amino acids)
Biological process (GO): proteolysis
Cellular component (GO): cytoskeleton; Golgi apparatus
Molecular function (GO): serine-type endopeptidase activity
Source: RefSeq, a predicted model, not a curated record
CGGCUCCCUAGGACAGCGCUGCGGGGCCGGGAGGGGCGCGGCGCUUCUGCUGCGCUAUGCCCGGCUCCUCAGGCGGGCUGCGGGGGCGAGGACACACCUCAAAAAGGGCUCUCCCGCAGCCCCAGCGCCCUGAGGGUAAAACCCCGAGUGAAACGCGAGCGACACGAGCGCUCCCACGCUACCGUCAGCGGCUGGCUGAAGCGCGCCCGGCCGCCAUCUUGACUGCGGGCAGUGCCGUGCGGGAGCCGGAGCCAUCUUAGCCCGGGGCAGCCCAGCUGCGGCGGAGCGGGGCCGGUCCCACCGGGACGAGGGCGCUGCGGGGUGCCACGGCCCGGCCGCAGCUGUCGUGAGGGGCUGGGAGGGUCCGGGGCCGGCCGGGGGCUAAAGGGGCCGCGGGCUGUGAAAUAGGUGGGAUAUUUCUCCUGUUCCUGGCGAGUGGGUUGAUUUUCGUCAGAUGCCCGCCUGAGAUAAAGUGAUUGUGGUGUUACGUGAUGCUUCUAAAGUAGAGAGGAGCCAACUUCCCGAAAACUUGUUUCUUCUUCCUCUGCAUUUAAACAGCUGCGCAGCUACAUCUUCCUCUCCCUAGUACAGCUAAAUUUCCAGCUGCCUGGACCCACACUUUGGAGCAGUGUGGCAGGGUGACUGCCAGAAAAAAGCUUUGGACAUCAUGUGUUGGACUGCAAAAUCUUUUAUCCGAGGGCUAAGCUUCAGUGUCAAAUACUGCUCUAAGGACAACCAUCUUCAAACAAUAUGUCUCUAUAGUAAAUUAAAACCAAAAAAAUGCCACAUCCUGGACUGGCCAGGAAGCACACGCAACAGCACUGUGCCACCUGGAAGUAUCCUGCCAUGGAGAUUCCUUUCCUGCAAGCAGGAAGGGACAGAAAUCCCGUGCAAAAGAAAAAAAUUAGCAUCUGUAACAACACCAGAUCUCCUGAAGUCAGAGCAGAAAAACUGGAAUGAAAUUUCAGGAAGAUACAAAGCUAUGGCAGAAAGAAUUAAGAAAAAAAUAGAAGAAUUGCACAACAAGUAUACACUCAGUUUGGAAAGCCCACGGAACACUGAAUCUAGGUUUUCUAAGGAGAUAAUCUGGCUGUUGGACUUGAAACAAGUUUGUUUUGCAUUUGAACAGAUUAAGGUUGGCGAGAGUGUGUACUUUGAGGAGAAUGGAUGCAUAUUUCUUUCAAAAGCAGAUGAUGUAGAUGAAGGAAAUGUUCACAUUUUAUUCAGUGCUGAAGAUCUUGGCUUUUAUGAUGCCUUUAUUCAACGGAUCAGAAUUUCGCCAGACCAGAGAUACAUGGCUACCAGCUUAAAAAGGGAAAAUUCUGAAGAGGCAACCUGUGUUGUUAUGAAACUUGAUGAUUUCCCUGUCGUGGAAAAAGUAAUUCCAAACAUAUUUAGUUUUGAAUGGGUUACAAAUGAUGUUUUGUAUUACACAAGUGAGAAGAACCUUAAAUGCCAGAAUGUGUUUAUGACCACUUUCACUAAACAGAAACAUACUGAGCUGGUUUAUACAGAACAAGAUGCAAGAUUUUUUGUGGACAUAUACUGCACGAAAGAUAGGCGUUUUCUCACUAUCAACAGCAAUAGCAAGACAACCUCAGAAGUUUGGCUGGUUGACUGUAGACAUCCUUUUAAGUUACCUGUUCUCGUACAAGCACGAACAAAAGGUGUCAUUUACCACAUUGAGCACAGAAAUGAUGAGUUGUAUAUUCUUACUACAUAUGGAGAACCUGCAGAAUAUAAGUUGAUGAAGGCACCAGUAGGUUCCAGUAGCAUGGAGAACUGGCAGCUAGUUUAUGCACUGGAAGAGAAAAACAAGCUAAUAGACUUGGAGAUGUUCAGUGAUCACUGUAUUUUGUUCCUGCAGAAUGCCGGUCAUCUCUACUUAAAUGUGAUCUCUCUUGUUUCACAUUCAGUUCAAUCAAUAAAGCUGCCUGCGUGGGCCUGUGCAUUUGAAUUGGAAUCCCAUCCUGAACAUACCACCAGCACUUGCUAUUUUCAGCUCACCUCCCCAGUACACCCCCCUAAGCGUUUUGCAUAUUCAUUUAAAGAAAAUAAUCUCAUUGAACAAGCUGUGCAAGAGGUACCAAUUAUUACCAACUGUCACACUACACGUUUACUAGCUAAAAGCAAGGAUGAAACUUUGGUGCCAAUUACAGUUUUUCAUAAUAUGAAUUCUAAAGAGCUACACAGGAAACCACUUCUAGUUCAUGUAUAUGGAGCUUAUGGCAUAGAUUUGAACAUGAGCUUUAAAGAAGAGAAGCUGUUGUUAAUUGAAGAGGGUUGGAUAUUAGCAUAUUGCCACGUUAGGGGUGGAGGAGAGCUAGGCCAUAGCUGGCACAAAGAUGGAUGUCAGGAUAACAAACUCAAAGGUCUCCAUGACCUUAAGGCUUGCAUCAUGCUGCUGCAUGAACUAGGAUUUUCUCAGCCAAAAUACACAGCACUAGCAGCUGCCAGUGCUGGAGGAGUUCUUGCAGGAGCCCUGUGCAACAGCGAUCCAGAACUUAUCAGAGCCAUGGUUUUACAGGCUCCUUUCGUAGAUGUUCUAAAUACAAUGAUGAAAACUGAUCUCCCACUGACAAUUGAAGAACAAGAAGAAUGGGGAAAUCCAUUAGUAGAUGAAAAAUGUAUGAAGUAUAUCAAAAGCUACUGUCCUUACCACAAUAUUAAGCCACAGUGUUAUCCUUCAGUUUUUAUAACGGCAUAUGAAAACGAUCAGCGAAUACCACUAACAGGGGUUCUACGGUACAUUCAGAAACUUCGGAAGGCUGCACUAGAUCAUGCCAGCAGAACAAAAAAGAAAGGAAAUUGGAUCCCUAAUAUCAUCUUAGACAUCCAGGCAAAUGGCAGUCAUUGUGACUCAUCUUGGGAGGAUUCACUAAAUGAGGUGGCAAGACAGCUUGCUUUUCUGAAAAAAGAACUUGAGGAUAUGUGAUAUGCCUCCAACAUUACAUCAAAUCCUGCAAAUAGCUGAUAAGCACAUCAACUACCUGAAGAACUUCGUGUCAGUUUUUUAUUUCUAUGAAAGUGAACACCUUCUCCAGAUGGAUCCCUGCUCUGUGAGCAUAAGCAGACCAGAAAUUCAAAGGCAAAGUUGGGUGUGACAUCGCUUUACAAACAUACAAACUGAAUUUCUCCCCUGCCAAAUGGUACAGAAGUACCUGCUUUCAUGUACAGUUCUCUUUAUAAGCAAAGCAUACAGCACUAUACAAGUAGAGCAGUAGUGCAAAACAGUUUGUGCUGAAAGCCCAAGGUAUGAAGCUAUGCACUUUUUACGGGCAGCAUUUCUAAUCUAAGACCUCUCUUCUACAACCAGAUUUUACGCAAGGCAGUAAUUCUCCCGCACAGCUGUAUUUGGUUAAAAAGUCUCAAUAAAGUUCUUGUAAAAAUGAAUCCCCAGCUGUAGGUAAUGAUGAUUAUUGCCCUUCCCAGCUACACAGCAGCCAGAGAGUGCUGAUCAUACAGUGGGGCCAAACAGACUACAAAGAAAAAAUGGACUCUCAAGAAUAGGGAUUUAGAAGUAGCAGAACUCUUUCAGCUGAGUAGAUUUGAAAUCUUGCAAUGGCCUUAAUUAGUACGGUAAAGGAAGUGCCAAAGUCCCUCCAGUAGACAACACAAAUGACUGCCCCAGAAGGAGAUGCAAGAGUCUCUCCAGAGGAGAGAACAAAAAGAAUGCCCCCAUCAGAGCAGCUUGAUGCAUAGCUUUCGUAGUUUCUGAGCAAGGCAGUCUUACACAAGAGUGCUACUCAUUGUUUGGUAAGACAGACACAUGGUACAUAUUCAGAGCUAUUAAGAGCUGAGAGAACAGGGGAAGAGGUAAACCAUCAGAACAUUAUGUACUACUAAUUUAUCUUGCUUUUACCUGUAUUAACAAAUACAGAGCCAUCCCUGUGUAAAGCUCAUUCUAAAGCUACAGAUGUAAAAAUAAGUAACUAAAUAAAAAUGUCAACUGCCA